AUGUCGAUGAUUACGGCCGCUCAGUGGGUCCCAAGAGGAUUCGCUGCGCCGUUUCCGCAAAAAUACACACUUGACGAGGCCGAAUAUGAGAGAAUAGCGGAACUCGCUAAGCUCCAGCUCGACGAUGCUGAGGAAGACCUCAAGGAAGCGCAAGAGCAGGAGGGCGAUGAUGAUGCAAUGAUCGAUGAAGCACCCGCCAAGGAUAAGAAGAAGAAGUCCAAGUCAAAAACCAACUACAACGACGACAAGGACCUAGAGAAAUACGAUCUGGACAACUACGACGACGAUGAGGAAGUCAAGAUUACCGAAGAUGUCCAGGGUCUUAGCAUGUUUGGCAACAUGAAAUCUCUCAGCUACUACGAGGACAACAAAGACGACCCUUAUAUCACGCUCCAGGAUGAGGACGAUGAGGAACAGGAAGACCUGCAGAUCCUGGCUACCGACAACCUGAUUCUGUCGGCAAAGGUCGAGGACGAAAUGGCACACCUGGAAGUGUACGUCUACGAAGAUGCCAGCGACAAUCUCUACGUCCACCACGACAUCAUGUUGCCCGCCAUUCCCCUCGCCGUUGAGUGGAUCGACAUGCCCGUAAGCAACAACGGCAGCGAGGGUACCGACGCCCGCGGCAACUCAGUGGCCGUCGCGACCAUGGACCCUGAUAUCGAGAUUUGGGAUCUCGACACCAUCGACAGCAUGUAUCCCAACGCCAUUCUGGGCCCCAGCGCCGACUCCAACCCCAGCAUCGUCAAGCCCAAGAAGAAGUCCAAGAGCAAAAAGACCAACGACAACUACCACGUCGACGCCGUCCUGGCGCUGGCCGCCAACCGCAAGCACCGAAAUCUGCUGGCGUCUGCCUCAGCCGACAAGACGGUCAAGCUGUGGGAUCUCAACACGGCCAAGUGCGCCAAGUCAUACUCGCACCACACAGACAAGGUCUGCUCGCUGGCCUGGCACACGGUAGAGCCCACCGUCCUCUUGAGCGGUAGUUAUGACCGCACCAUUGUCGCGGCCGACAUGCGCGCGCCCGACGCCAAGGCUCCUCGCUGGGGCGUCGAGAGCGACGUGGAAAAUGUCAAGUGGAACCCCCACGACCAAAACUACUUCUUCGUCUCGACCGAGGGCGGUGCGGUGCACUACUACGAUGUGCGCAAUGCGCCGUCGGACCCUGCCGCGAGCAAGUCGGUGUGGACGCUGCAGGCGCACGACGAGUCGGUGUCGUCCUUUGACAUCAACCCCAUCAUCCCCGGCUUCAUGGUCACCGGCUCGACUGACAGAACGGUCAAGCUGUGGAAUAUUCAAGAAAGUGGUCCGUCAAUGGUCGUUUCGCGCAAUCUUGACGUGGGCAAGGUGUUUGCUGCGACCUUUGGCCCCGAUGCCGAGGUUGGCUUCCGCCUGGCGGUCGCUGGCAGCUCAGGCAGCAUGCAUGUUUGGGAUACCAGCACCAAUGCUGCUGUGCGCAAAGCUUUUGCUGGGCGCGUACCGGAGCCGACUGGUGAUGUAGAGGAUCGUUUGGUCGGUGUGGAGGAUGAUGACAGCAGUUCCAGCGAGGAGGAGGACGAGGGUGGUGUUGCCGCCGAGGGCGCGAGCGAGGACGACGACGAGGAUGAGGACGAGGAUGAUGAGGAUGAGGACGAUGACGAGAAGAUGGAAGAAGAUUGA
Beauveria bassiana ARSEF 2860 is the source of this 1659-nucleotide messenger RNA. Its product is annotated as WD domain-containing protein. Gene Ontology annotation, cellular component: nucleus. Gene Ontology annotation, molecular function: protein binding. Lineage: Eukaryota; Fungi; Ascomycota; Sordariomycetes; Hypocreales; Cordycipitaceae. The record is from RefSeq and is a predicted model, not a curated record. The transcript has 2 exons. The coding region runs from base 1 to 1659 and encodes 552 amino acids. Gene Ontology annotation, biological process: rRNA processing.